Messenger RNA from Doryrhamphus excisus (bluestripe pipefish), 5341 nucleotides. NCBI's taxonomy places the organism in Eukaryota, Metazoa, Chordata, Actinopteri, Syngnathiformes, Syngnathidae. The record is from RefSeq and is a predicted model, not a curated record.
AGUUCACUCACUGGUUCUCGGCCGGUCACGUGAGGUCCAUAAAGUGACUUUUAUGGUUUUGGGGGAGUGGACGUGCUCCGAAAUAUUUCACUUUGCCAGACAGCGAGAGAGGCUUGAACGGCUUGGCGGUCAAGCCGAGGCAGGCAGGCGGGCAGGCAGGCGGGGAGGGCGGGCGUGUGGAAGGAGAGCUCCGCCGUGCGGGAUGAUUCUCUCUCGGCCUGCGCAAGGAGGGAGGGAUGGAGGAGUCGGGACGCAAACUAAUGGAGGACUGUGGAUGAAGGAUGAAGGAUGCUAACAGAUCCCGAAAUGCUGGAAGACGAAGAAGAAGGAUGCGUUCAGUGGAAAUAGGAAAUCUAACCACCGGAAGAAGAAAGGGCUGGAAUGAAAGAGUCCGAUUAUGUGGAGCCAAAGUUCCCGCCGUGCGAGAAGCAUUUCCCGCCCCCGCACUCCCAGGACUACUACGGCUACCGCAGGCUCGCGCAUUCGGACUCCAUCGUCUACCGGCCGCAUCCGACGUACUUGCCUCGUCGGGCCGCCUCCGAGCUUUUCUCCCCGGUGACACCUACCCCGCCGCCGCGAGGGCGCCCCCCAGGACCAGGCGGUGUACCAGUGGAUGAGGAAAAGCGCACGUGAAGUAGGACGCGGCCCCCUCUGCCAGGAGGAACAGAAGGACGCCACAGAAAGAAAACGUCUUGGAAGACAUCCCCAACCCCCAAAAACACACUUAACACUCCAGAAAGAAGCUUUUCCCAGAGACUCCUUUCUGGUGUUCACAUGGAAGAAGGAAAACCUUUCUGGGUUUCUGGGAAGAAAGAAGAGGAGAGAGGAAGAUGACUUCCAAGUCCUUAGGAGGCUUGGGAAGGCUGCCCUUUCCCAUCCGAGCACCAGGACGUAGAGGGAAGUCUCUCGGUCAGAUCGCAGGCGAGCGUUGGAGAGCCACCGUCACGUGACCCCUGAUGCCAAAUGGUCUUCAGGCCGUGGUUCUCAGCAAGGACCGGUGCACAAGACAACACGGCCACAUCCCCCAGACAUGCAGAAGACCACAUACUACGACAGCUCCUCCACGCUUUUUGCUGGCUUUUCGUCCUAUCAGGUGCAAGGGGGGGCAGCGGCGCCUAACGGCUUUGGGGGUUAUGAAGUCCAAGAGUCUCAUCAUCAGCCGGCCUUCCAGUCCGCUACCCAUCUGGAUGUGGACUCCUUCCACCGCUCUGCGUGCUCUUUGCAGUCGCUGGGUGGUGGCGGCGGGCACCAGCAGCUCGCCAAAAGCAAGGAGCUGAAUGGCAGCUGCAUGAGGCCCUCCCUGCCGCCUGAGCUCCACACUGGCUCUCAAGCGUCCCCCACGCUGGCCCCCAAUUCCAGCGAUGGUAGUACCGCCGCUCAGCAGCCGGGUGGCAGUGCUGGAGCCUCUUCCGUCCCCAAAGCAGGCCCCAAUAAGUCCUCCUCAUCCUCUGCCUCGUCCUCAAGUUCCUCCUCCUCUUCUUCGCUGCCCUCCAACCCCGCUUUGGCCAAGCAGAUCUUUCCCUGGAUGAAAGAAUCUCGCCAAGCAACCAAGCAGAAAAACAGCUCCCCCAGCAACACCUCCUGCAACGCAGCAUCAGGUGGAGGUGAGAGCGGCAGCAGCGGGGAGAAAAGUCCCACCGGCGGGUCGUCCGCAGCGUCCAAGCGAGCGCGCACGGCGUACACCAGCGGCCAACUGGUGGAACUGGAGAAGGAGUUCCAUUUCAACCGAUACCUUUGCCGACCCCGGCGGGUGGAGAUGGCCAAUCUGCUCAACCUGUCUGAGCGCCAGAUCAAGAUCUGGUUCCAAAACAGACGCAUGAAGUACAAAAAGGACCAGAAAUCUAAGGGAUUAAGUUCCAGCUCAGGAGGGCCUUCACCAACCGGAUCCCCCCCCCUGCCCAUGCAAUCCUCUGCCAGCUUCCUCAACUCAAUGCACCCCAUGGUCGGCGGCGGUGGGGGAGGAGGAUCAGGCUUCGAUGCUCCAUCUCCUCCGUCCUUUGGUAAAGCUCACCAAGGAGUGUCUUACUCCAUGUCCACUGCCUAUUCCAAUCUCCCCAUGAAGGGCUGCCCUCCCCAACAGAAGUAUAGUCACCCGGAUCCAGACUACAGCGACCCCCAUCCUCACCAUGGCUUGGUGCAGGCCAACAAUGCCAGCUUUGGGACUGCCACUAACAUGCAGGCCAGUCCAGUCUACGUGGGGGGUGGCAGCUAUGUGGAACCUAUGCCCGGCUCGGGGCCUUCUAUGUACGGCUUGAACCACCUCGGCCCCACGCCUCCCCAUCACCAAACCGUGGACUACAAUGGCGUGGGGCCCAUGCCGGCCGCAAACCAGCAUCAUGUGAGUGGAGGGGUACCCCCCGGUCCCUGUGACCCGCCCACGCAUCCAACAUACGAAGAGCUGUCAGCGCACCAUACCUCGACUCAGGGCCGAAUCCAAGAAGCACCCAAACUCACUCACCUGUAGUGGACUCGGACCAACAUGAAGACACACCACAGAGAACAAGUAAUGUGACUCGCUAACAGACCUAACUAACACAUGGGGGUGGGGGGGCGGUUACCUGUAGGAACAGGGAUGGCAUAGACAAGACAGAAUGGAGCGAUUCAGUGGUUUGCUCUCGACCUUGUUCUAGCGCUUAUCCUGCUUAAGGAUGCACGGAAUCGGUGACCAAGUAUGUAUUCACAAAGGCUGCUCAUUUUUCAUCAAUUCUUAUUUUUGGGUUAUAAGCCAGAACAAACAAAAAUUAGCUUAGCCGUUUGACUGUCACGCACAUAUGGGCGAGUGUUGUCCGGCGUUUUGGCUGCUUUUUGUUUUGGCGUUAGAGCGAGACACUACAUCGGCGUUGAAAGGUAUUUCUCGCCAUAUGUCGAUCAUGUCGGACGACACCGCUCAGUGGCAUCGAAGCAUCCGUAGUUUGAAGGUCUCGGGUCAUUUUGGGUACAGUAGGGUAGGGAAAUCAGUACACAGUCUGAACCAAACUGAAGGUUGAGAUUCCACCCCUACGAUAGAUGACCCAUAGAUAGAUGAUCAAGUGGUUAGCGCGCAGGCCCCACAGCAAGGAGACCCGAGUUCAAUUCCACCCCCUUGGAGUUUGCAUAUUCUCCUCCUGCAUGCUUGGGUUUUCACCGACAUUCCAAAAACAUGCUAGGUUAAUUGGCGACUCCCAAUUGUCCAUAGGUAUGAAUGUGAGUGUGAAUGGUUGUUUGUCUAUAUGUGCCCUGUGAUUGGCUGGCGACCAGUCCAGGGUGUACCCCGCCUCUCGCCCGAAGACACUUGGGAUAGACUCCAGCACCCCCCGCGACCCUUGUGAGGAAAAGCGGUAGAAAAUGAAUGAAUGAAUGAAUGGUUUCAGCACAGGGCGAGUGGUUAGCUUGCAGGCCUCACAGCUAGGAGACCCCAGUUCAAUUCCACCCUCGGCCAUCUUUGGGUUUUCUCCGGGUAUUCCGGUUUCCUCCCACAUUCCAAAAACACGCUAGGUUAAUUGCCGACUCCAAAUUGUCCAUAGGUAUGAAUGUGAGUGUGAAUGGUUGUUUGUCUAUAUGUGCCCUGUAAUUGGCUGGCCACCAGUCCAGGGUGUACCCUGCCUCUAGCCUGAAGACAGCUGGGAUAGGCUCCAGCACCCCCGCAACCCUCGUGGGGAUAGGUGGUAGAAAAUGAAUGAAUGAAUGAGCAGUAAAGAAAUAUUAGGAAACGUAUUCCUGCUGCGCUUGGAUCCAUCACAGGCCUUGUUGCCGAGUGUAUCUGGACCAGCUAAUGUUGGGUUUUCACCCUCGCCCGUCCGGGAAGUACAUCAAAACCACUGACUCGCGUUCCUUGGUCUCUUUUCACCCCCCCUGCCUAUACUCGUAUGUCUGUAUUCAGGCUAUGUCCACACCAACAUGCAUUGUUAUGACAAAGACAUGUGUCUUGUCCUUGAAUAGUUCCACCUGGGUUUGAGGUUCUUCAGGGUGAAGAACUUCAAAAAGUCCAGCAUCAACGCCACAAUACCCCAAAAGAUACAAAUCCACACAAAUAUUGAUGAACAAAUGUAAUGAAAUGCGCAACCAAGUCAGAUGAGAGAGAUUAGUGUGUGUUUUUUGCAAAUGUUGGUGUGGACAUGGCCUCCACACACUGUGUCUAUGUCUAAAAAUAGCACACGCCCCCCGAAGAGGGCAAGCUUUUUAUUCUGCCAUCUCUUCACACGUCGUCCGGCUUCACGGCUAGCAUAGCUUCCCUGGACGACACGCACGACGUACGUAUCAGCCUUUGAACGCACAGCAGUGCUAAGCUAGCUUGCUGUUGUUGAUGCGUGCAGCCGCUUGCUUUGUUGAAACGUUCCUUCUUUUGGCACAUCAUGGAUACAGGGUACACGAGAGUGGAGAAUACUAUCGAUUUUACAUUGGGGUGCCCAUUUUCUCCCUCUCUUUCAUUUCUAGAAGAGUUGACGUCCAGCGGCGGACGCCAGUUCUUGUUUUUUUUUGGGCCAUAACUUGACUUUUCCGAUGGAUACAGGGUAUAUCGUAUUUGAAGAACAAUGCAUGUGACAGGACUCUGAGCUGAGGUGUGCGGCACCUUUUGGAAAAGCACGGAGGUUUAUGAGCUUGGAGCAUCCGUGGGAAUGAGUUUGGGACAAUCCACAGGUGUGAAAGGAAGGAUGUGGAUGUUGAAGGCAUGUUUGGCCCACUUGGUGCUCCGUGAAGCUCUGGAAAUGGAAAUGGUGUGAUAUUUCUGAAAGGUGCAGACAUACCACGGAGGCUUUUCACGUCUGUGCAUCAUUCUUGCACUUAGAGUUUACAUUUUGAUGGGUAACAGUAAAAAAAAAAAUAAAAAAAAAAAUCAAAUGUUAUUUUGAGGACGGAAGGCCCUCCAAUCAAAGAGUCUUUCGCAAACGUGCGUACAAGUGAGCAUAAAAUAUUUAUUUGUUAUAGCCAGUUUUGUAUUAUCAUUAUUUAUCCUUCACGUAUUUAUAUUGAGAAAAAAUACUGUAAUUUUCUAGCAUUUACCUGUUAUGAAAAAAAAAACAGCAUUGUGUUUCUUCUUGUCGAUUGUACUGAAGUUACAUUUGAGUUGUUGUACUUUGAUAGGAAAAAGGUAGUUUUUAAGUUCCUACAAUGACCCUUGUACGUAAAUGUCUUGACAUGUACGGGGAACAUGCAGGGUGGGGCUUGGCCCCCCAUCCAUGCCUAUGGAGUAUUUUGGCAAAGUAUUACCUGAAAAAGAAAAAAAAAACACUUGAUUUGCCCUUUAGCAACUUUUGAUUUGUUGUUUAGACUUGUCUGUCCACAAUUCCUGAAUAAAAUGUUACUUUAUGCCGACUGUUUCAAGGUACAGGGUUUGAAUAAGCAAUGAAUAAAAUGUCAACAU